Molecule: messenger RNA, 4143 nt
Organism: Protobothrops mucrosquamatus (brown spotted pit viper)
Lineage: Eukaryota; Metazoa; Chordata; Lepidosauria; Squamata; Viperidae
Product: vomeronasal type-2 receptor 26-like
Exons: 10
Coding region: 1-4143 (1380 amino acids)
Biological process (GO): G protein-coupled receptor signaling pathway
Cellular component (GO): membrane
Molecular function (GO): G protein-coupled receptor activity
Source: RefSeq, a predicted model, not a curated record
AUGUUCACUCAGAAUUACCAGCAUAUCCUGGCCUUGGCAUUUGCUGUGAAGGAACUCAAUGAGAAUCUUCAAAUCUUACCCAAUGUCAGUUUGGGCUUCCACAUCUUAAACAGCUAUUUUUUGCCAAGAUGGAUCUAUCUUGCCUCAAUGGAACUUUUAUCCACUCAGGACAAGCUCAUCCCUAAUUACAAAUGUGAUAUUCAGAAUAAGAUUGUGGGAGUCAUUGGGGGACCUAAUUCUCAAGUCUGUCUCCACAUGACAAACAUCUUGAGCACCUACAAGAUUCCACAGAAGGGUAUCUGUGUGGACUUCUUAGAAACAAUGCCCCAAAUGUCCUUUUCAGGCAAUUUUGCUGCAAUUGCAUCAGAAUGGUUUGCAACUUCACAUAUUGUCAUAGGAAGUACUGCCAAUACUGUUAUCAUUCAAGGUGAAAUACAUACUAUUAGUGUCUUAAGAACAGUUUUUCAAUUUUCACAAUUUUCUGAUGUAACAAUUGAAAGCCGAGUGUGGAUUAUGACAGCCCAGAUGGAUUUUACAUCUCCUGGUUUUCUAAGAGAUUGGGACAUACAUUUCCUCCAUGGAGCUCUAUCAUUUGCUGUUCAUACAAACUACCCUAGAGGAUUCCAGAAAUUUCAGAAGGGACGAAACCCCCUCUCAGAAAAUAAAGAUGGGUUUAUCAGAAUCUUCUGGAAAGAUGCAUUUAAUUGUGAUUUCUCAAAAUCCAGUUUACCACAGAGAGAUGAUAAGAUAUGCACUGGGGAAGAAAGGUUGGAUAGUCUACCUGGAACACUGUUUGACACAAGCAUGUCUGGUCACAGUUAUAGUAUCUACAAUGCCGUUUACAUUAUAGCAUAUGCUUUGUAUGCCUUAACUUCAUCCAAGUCAAAAGAGAAGGCAAAGAUAAAAAACAUGAGACAAGAGUAUCUACUUGAAAAAGCCUGGCAGAAAAAACCACGUUCACUGUGUAAUGACAAAUGUCAUUCUGGUUCUAGUAGGGCCAAAAUAGAAGGGAAGCCCUUUUGCUGCUAUGAGUGCUCUCCAUGUCCAGAAGGGAAGAUUACAAGUAAGAAAGAUAUGGAUGACUGUUUGCCAUGCCCAGAAGUACAGUAUCCAAACAACAACCAUGAUUCAUGUCUUCCAAAGCAGAUAGUUUUCCUUUCUUAUGAAGACCCCUUAGGAACCAGUUUGGCCAUUACGGCAAUUGCCUUUGCUUGUAUUGCCAUUGUGGUGCUUGGGAUAUUCAUCAAAUACCAGGACACUCCCAUAGUCAAGGCCAACAACCGGAACAUCACCUACCUUCUCCUCAUCUCCCUUGUGCUCUCAUUCCUUUGCAGUUUAUUAUUCAUUGGAAAACCUGAAAAGGUGACCUGCCUUUUGCGACAAACUGCUUUUGGGAUUGUCUUCUCAGUAGCCAUUUCUUGUAUAUUGGCCAAAACCAUCAUUGUGAUUUUAGUUUUCAUGGCUUCAAUACCAGGUUCAAAGAUGAGGCGAUGGCUAGGCAAACCAUUAGAUAAUUACAUUGUUGUUUCUUGUUCCCUCAUUCAAGUCACUUUUUGUGCUAUAUGGCUUGUAACCACACCUCCAUACCCAGAUGCUGAUAUCAACUUAAUGGUAGAUGAAAUCAUUCUAGGAUUCCUAGCAGUUGUACUUUAUGGUCAGAGAAUGAUUCCUCUGACUAAGUGUCUUAUUAAGGCACCUCUGCCUAUUCUCCACAAGUAUUAUCAGCCUGGGGACUUUAUCAUUGCUAGCAUUACCUCUCAAGUCUACAUUUUUUCCAGUCCUAUAACAUUUCAGAAGCAGCCUUCUGAUGAAACUUUUGAUGACCUUUUCUAUUUUUUGGCAAGGUGGACCUAUCUUGCCUCAAUGGAACUUCUAUCCACACAGGACAAGUUCAUCCCAAACUACAAAUGUGAUAUUCAGAAUAGGAUUGUGGGAGUCAUUGGGGGACCUACUUCUGAAGUUUGUCUCCACAUGACAAACAUCCUGAGCACCUACAAGAUUCCACAGAUCUUAUAUGGGUCUUCUUCAAUAAUAAAAGACAAAACCAAAGAAGAUUUUUUUCACAAGAUGUUCCCCAAUGAGACCCAUCACUAUUUGGGCAUUCUUGAGUUGCUACUGCAUUUCAGGUGGACCUGGAUUGGCGUGAUUAUUUCUGAUGAUGACAAUGGAGAGGGGUUUAUACAGCAUGUACUUCCCUUAUAUUCUCAGAAGGGUAUUUGUGUGGAAUUCUUAGAAACAAUACCCAAAAUAACCUUUUCAAGUAAUAUUGCUGAAAGUGCGACAGAAUGGUUUGCAACUUCACGUAUUGUCACAGGAAGUACUGCCAAUACUGUUGUCAUUCAAGGUGAAAUACAUACUAUGAGUGUCUUAAGAACAAUUUUCCAAUUCUCACAAUUUUAUGAUAUAAGAAUUGAAAGCCGAAUGUGGAUUAUGACAGCCCAGAUGGAUUUUGCAUCUCCUGGUUUUCUAAGAGAUUGUGAAAUACAUUUCCUCCAUGGAGCUCUGUCAUUUGCUGUUCAUACAAAUUUCCCUAUUGGGUUCCAGAAAUUUCUGAAGGAAAGAAACCCAUUUUCAGAAAAUAAAGAUGGCUUUAUCCAAAUCUUCUGGAAAAAUGUGUUUAAUUGUGAUUUCUCAAAUUCCACUCUUGAAGAGAGAGAUGAAGAGAUAUGCACUGGGGAAGAAAGGUUGGAUAGUCUACCGGGAACACUGUUUGACACAAGCAUGUCUGGUCACAGUUAUAGUAUCUACAAUGCAGUUUACAUUAUGGCAUAUGCUUUGUAUGCCUUAACUUCAUCCAAGUCAAAAGAGAAGGCAAAGAUAAAAAACAUGAGACAAGAGUAUCUACUUGAAAAAGCCUGGCAGCUCCACAAGUUUAUAAGAAGUACUUCCUUUAUAAACAGUGCUGGAGAAAAUAUUUCCUUUGAUGACAAAGGACAUAUAAUUGCCGGAUUUGAUAUUUUCAGCUGGGUCACAUAUUCAAAUAACACAUUUACAAAAGUCAAAGUUGGAUGGGUAGACCCAAACUCUUUCUCUUCCAAAGCACUCAACAUUCAUGAAGACUCCAUGAUAUGGCCCACAAGAUUUAACCAGAAAAGACCUCAUUCCCUAUGUAAUGACAAUUGUCAAUCUGGUUCUAGUAGGGUCAAAAUAGAAGGAAAGCCAUUUUGCUGCUAUGAGUGCCUUCCAUGUCCAGAAGGAAAGAUUACAAGUCAGAAUGAUAUGGAUGAUUGUUUGCCAUGCCCAGAAGGACAGUAUCCAAACAACAACCAUGACUCAUGUCUUCCAAAACAUACAGUUUUCUUGUCUUAUGAAGAUCCAUUAGGAAUCAGUUUGGCCACUGCCACAAUCGUCUUUGUUUGCAUUGCCAUUGUGGUGCUUGGGAUCUUCAUAAAAUACCAGGACACUCCCGUAGUCAAGGCCAACAACCGGAACAUCACCUACCUUCUUCUCAUCUCCCUUUUGCUCUCAUUCCUUUGUAGUUUUUUAUUCAUUGGAAAACCUGAAAAGGUGACCUGCCUUUUGAGACAAAGUACUUUUGGAGUUGUCUUCUCAGUAGCCAUUUCUUGUAUAUUGGCCAAAACCAUUGUUGUGAUUUUAGUUUUCAUGGCUUCAGUGCCAGGAUCGAAGUUGAGGCAAUGGUUAGGCAAACCAUUAGAUAAUUAUGUUGUUGUUUCUUGUUCUCUCAUUCAAGUCACUCUUUGUGCUAUAUGGCUUGUAACCUCACCCCCAUACCCAGAUGCUGAUAUUAACCUAGUGGCUAAUGAAAUCAUCCUGGGAUGUAAUGAAGGCUCUACUCUCAUGUUUUACUGUAUUUUGCUCUACCUGCUUUUCCUUGCCAUUGUUGGUUUCAGUGUGGCUUUCAAAGCACGGCAUUUACCAGACAGUUUUAAUGAGACCAAGUUUAUCUCCUUUAGCCUGUUAUGGUUUUGCAAUGUUUGGUUGUCCUUUUUUCCAACAUAUCUGAGCAUCAAAGGAAAAUACAUGAUGGCUGUGGAGAUCUUUUCUAUUCUUUCUUCCAGUGCAGGGUUACUGGGCUGCAUCUUUUUUCCAAAAUGCUUUGUUAUUCUACUAAGGCCUAAUAUGAAUAAUAAAAAACAGUUAAUGAGAGGCAACAAGUACAAUUCCAUGAUAGUCUUUCAGUGA